GCCUACGUCCGCGUCCCCGCGGCUGCCCCGGCGCAGCGGCUGUUUGGCGGCGGGCGCGGGAAGUCUCCUUAGCGCCGCAGGCCGCGCGCGGAGGGCCCGGCUGGGGGCGGGCUCAGAGCUGCGUGUCUCGUGCCCCGCGGCCGGCGGCGCCAUGAGGGUGGUGGCUCUGAUCAGUGGUGGGAAGGACAGCUGUUACAAUAUGAUGCAGUGUGUGGCUGCUGGGCACCAGAUUGUUGCACUAGCGAAUUUACGGCCUGCUGAAAACACAGUGAAGACAGAUGAGCUGGACAGCUACAUGUUUCAGACAGUAGGACACCAUGCCAUUGACCUGUAUGCUGAUGCAAUGGAUUUGCCGCUUUAUCGUCGCACUAUAAAAGGAUCCAGUGUGGAUAUUGGAAGAGUAUAUACCAGGUGUGAAGCAGAUGAGGUUGAAGACCUUUAUCACCUUUUGAAACUUGUUAAGGAACAGGAAGGAGUGAAAGGCGUCUCUGUGGGAGCCAUUCUUUCAGACUAUCAACGCGUUCGUGUAGAAGAUGUUUGUAAGAGACUCAAUCUACAGCCUUUAGCUUAUCUUUGGCGUCGAAACCAGGAAGCUUUGCUCAGAGAAAUGAUAUCUUCAGAUAUUCAAGCCAUGAUCAUAAAAGUGGCAGCUUUUGGUUUAGAUCCAGAUAAACAUCUAGGAAAAACACUGGAUCAAAUGGAGCCUUAUCUUUUAGAGCUUUCUAAGAAGUAUGGAGUCCACAUGUGUGGAGAAGGUGGCGAAUAUGAAACAUUCACUCUGGACUGCCCUCUAUUUAAGAAGAAAAUAGUUGUGGACUCAUCUGAUGUAAUUAUACAUUCGGCUGAUGCGUUUGCACCCGUGGCCUAUCUUCGUUUUCUAAAAUUACACUUAGAGAAUAAGGUGGAAUCUUCAGACAAGUUUAUGGACAGUAGCUGUUCUUGUGAAGUAACCUGUAAUGAGGAUAAUAUGUUACCUGCAGCUGAGGAAGAUGGACCGAAGGACAUUCCUCCUAUCAUCUGGAAAUCAUUGAAACAUAAUUCUCUUCAGUAUAGUAAGACAUUAGGAUGUUCAGGAAAAUCCCUAAGUGGUUACCAGUGGGUUUCAGGAAUCUCUGCCUGCUUUCUUCCAGCAGAAGGCAAAAGUAUUCAAGAUACAGCUCUGGAAGUCUUUUCUUCUCUCCAAGCUAAUAUGAAUUCCAUGGGAUUUGAACUGAAAGAUAUUAUUUUGGUCCAUUUGUAUAUGAAGAGCAUGAAAGAUUUUGCUGUAAUAAAUUCAGCCUAUGUGACAGAGUUUGAUUUGUGUCCACCGGCAAGAGUGUGUGUAGAGGUCCCGUUGCCCGAUGGAAUACUGUUUUGGAUUGACUGCCUUGUACAUAGCCGUGACUUUACGACUGAUGACGCAUCCUGUUAUGAAAAGCAGGUCAUGCAUGUACAGAGCAUUUCUCACUGGGCACCUGCUAACAUAGGACCUUACAGUCAGUCAGUCAAGAUUGGAGAUGUUCUCUACUGUGCUGGACAGAUUGCACUAGUACCUUGUACUAUGCAGCUUGUAAGUGGUGGCAUACAGACUGAGGCCACAGUCUCCCUACGUCAUGUUGAGAAAGUCCUUAAAGCUAUGAGUCACAAUACUGAACUCCAGCACGUCCUUAUGGCAAACUGUUAUGUAACUGACAACAAGUACAUUCCUGUUGCUCGCGCUAUAUGGGAAAAGAAAUUAAAAGAAGACAAAAAGGCAAAAGACUCGAUAAUGUGCAGUGAUCUACCUGCAGUGUGUGGAACACUAGCUGUGGUUGUGGUACCGCACCUACCCAGAGAGGCAUUCAUUGAGUGGCAUGUCAUUGCGGUAGUGGAUGAUCCAUUACAAAGAAAAACUUUUUCAAUGAAGAUGUUUUCAGAGGGCUGCCAAAUUGAAUGUGAGGUUGUGGAGUCCAGUUCUGCCACUAGUGCAUCAAUCUCAGUAUGCCUAAGCCUGAUUUCACCAUCUGUUUCUUCAGUUGAUUUAGAUACAGCUCUCCAAGAUACGGUUGCUGUUUUUAGGCAAGCUGUUGAGAAACUUUCCGAAGACUGCACUGCAAUACCUUUGUGUUUUAGAACUUUCUACAAGAAGGAUAGCUUCAGUACUGAAAUACUACAAGCAGGACUGCAAGAAUCGCUUGAAAAACAACUGGGCAAGAAUACUCCAGCACUGAUUCUCGUACCUGUGAUGGAUUUACCUGACAGGGAAUUUAUCCGUAUAGUAUGUUGGCUCAGCUAGGAGUUUAGAACUGAUUCCACCAAGAAGAGAGCAAAGGAAAGAACUGUCCUUGAUUUUGCUGAAUAUUUUCAUUAAAAUCAUGAUUUUCAUUGUUUGUUUGGAGCAAAGUUAAACAUAAAAUAUCAGCAGCUUUAUGAAUAAUGCUUGAUUGUAUAUGACCUUCUCAGCUUUUGGAUGAACAAUAAACAUUAAAAAAUAUAUUGUCCUA
Messenger RNA from Alligator mississippiensis (American alligator), 2462 nucleotides. RefSeq names its product diphthamine biosynthesis 6 (gene DPH6). Bases 152 to 2254 code for a protein of 700 amino acids. NCBI's taxonomy places the organism in Eukaryota, Metazoa, Chordata, Crocodylia, Alligatoridae. Gene Ontology annotation, biological process: protein histidyl modification to diphthamide. The transcript has 15 exons. Gene Ontology annotation, molecular function: diphthine-ammonia ligase activity. The record is from RefSeq and is a predicted model, not a curated record.